AUGCGAAAUUAUUUGUAUGGCAGAGGGUUUGCUGUGUAUGCGACACCUACAGGAUCUGAAGAUGUUGGUUCGAGGAAAACCGUCGCUCUUCCUGAUAGUACUUUUGGGAAGGGCAAGACCAGAGUAGAGCGUGCACCAGAUCAAGAGAAAACAAUCAGGAAUCCGAGCGGAAUUCGCAAGCUGAACCUCCAAAAAGUUGAGUCUGAAUUGCUGAGCCCCGAACUUUCCACUAAGCUCUUAUCCGACUUGAUUCCAUCCUGCAUAGAGUUCUACGAAACUCCCAUUAGUAUUGCUACUCUGCCGGUAAAGAAGUUAUCGCCCUCUUUAGCGUCAUCUUCCUCUGUAUCUGCUGCAGCAAUCAGCAUAGCGAAGCCCGAGAAGGUAUCCAUAUACGGGUCAGUAUCGACUACGGAUAUUGCCGUGAAGAUGAAGACCAUUCUAGCCCAGGAUUCAGAAGGGAAGCGGAUAGUCUUCGGACCAGAAAAUAUCAAAUUUGUUCAGGAGACGGAUGAGCAGGACCGUGUUAAACACUUGGGCACAUUUGAGGUUGAUAUACAACUCAAAGGGUUUCCUGAUUCUGUCCGAAAGGCGAUCAGAAUCAAUGCUCAGAACUAA
Sclerotinia borealis F-4128 is the source of this 615-nucleotide messenger RNA. NCBI's taxonomy places the organism in Eukaryota, Fungi, Ascomycota, Leotiomycetes, Helotiales, Sclerotiniaceae. The record is from the annotation of a GenBank genome assembly.